AUGAAAUUUUUAACAAAUCUGAUAUUUUUUAAAAUUUAUUUUUUAAUUAUUUUAUUUUUAAAUUUUUGUCAAUCAAAAAGAAAUAUUUUUGUAGAAUUUUUUAAUAAAACGGGAAAAUCAAAAAAUGUUCAAAUAGAAAUUGAAAAUAAUCCUUUUGGUAAAGGGGCCUAUGCUUGGGUAUAUUUUGGAAGAAUAAUAAAUACUCAAAUAAUUUUAAAUAAUUAUGGAAAAAGAAUUUCUGAAAUAGUAGUUAAAAUAAAUAAAAAUCAAAAAGAGGAUGAAUUGGAAAUAUCUAAUGAAAUAAAAAUUUUAGAAGAAUUUAAUAAAUUACCCAUUUAUGAACGAGAAGGGAUUAUUGAACUUUAUUUACAUGGACAAACAAUAAAUUCAGAAGAGGAUCAAAAAAUAAUAUCACAAAAGAAAGAGAAUAAAAAUAAAAUUUUAUAUAAAAAAGUUUUAAUUUUGGAAUAUGGAGGGGUAGAUUUACGUAGAAAAAUUGAUCAAAUUAGAGAAAAUUUUUAUGAGGAAGAAAUUUGGUUUUUAAUUCAAAAAACACUUUUAGCUGUGAAAGAUAUGCACAGAUAUAAUAUGGUAUACACUUCGAAUGAUUUAAUUAAAAUAAUUGAUUUUGGUUCUGGACAAUUUAUUCAAAAUGAGGGUGUUGAAAACGAUAAUAAUAAAUUAGCUAAUUAUUGUAAAUUACUUACAAUUCAAUAUACAACCCAAGUAUAUAGAGGUCCAGAAAAUAAUAUUGUCUGUGAUGGAGAAGAAAGUGGUGAAGCUAAAGAUAGAACUGGAGAAAAUAAAGUAAAAUUUUAUUUCUUUUAUUUACAGAAAAUGAUAACAUAA
This is a messenger RNA of Meloidogyne enterolobii, 849 nucleotides long. The record is from the annotation of a GenBank genome assembly. NCBI's taxonomy places the organism in Eukaryota, Metazoa, Nematoda, Chromadorea, Rhabditida, Meloidogynidae.